Rotaria sp. Silwood2 is the source of this 1293-nucleotide messenger RNA. The record is from the annotation of a GenBank genome assembly. NCBI's taxonomy places the organism in Eukaryota, Metazoa, Rotifera, Eurotatoria, Philodinida, Philodinidae.
AUGGAUGCUUGGGAGUUGCAUGAAGGCGCUGUGAACUGGAAUGCUGAAACAUUGAUACCAUAUUUUGAUGCUGUCGAAGAUACUUUGAAAGUUGUUUAUCCUGCUAAUGAUACACAAGGACUGGUUGACGCAAUCUUUCAAGCUUCAAGAACAGCAGGUUUUCCAUAUAACCCAUCUUAUAAUCAUGGACCAGAUAUGCUCGGUAUCGCCAACUUUGUUAUGAGUAUCAAUGAUGUUGGCAAGGAAAUGAAACAGGAAGGCAAUUCAGUCUACAAUCGAGUUACCUCAUAUGAGAAAUAUCUUCAGACAUCAUGGCCAACUAAUUUACAAUUGAUUACUGACCUCCAAGCCAUAGGCUUCAACUUCAGCAAUGAUAAGCUUCCUGUAGUUGAUUAUGUUGAAUUGUACAGCGAAAAACAUCAAUGUAAAUUCUCGGUCGCAGUCGGUAAAGAGCUCAUUCUUAGCGCUGGCACGAUUAACACACCCAAACUUCUUCAAAUCAGUGGUAUUGGUAAUGCUACUCAAUUACAGUCGUUGGGUAUUGAAGUUGUAAAAGAUCUUCCAGGUGUUGGUAUUAAUUUACGUGACGAUGUGGUUGUGAACUUGGUUUAUACAACGGAUGCUAUCGAAAUAGAAAGUCCACCUGCUUCCUUUCUGAGUGCAGUCUUAUUUGCAGUAGAUAAUAGUACAACACAACAAGUAUCUUUUGGCAAUGGAACAGGCUCUCUAACAAACAUUGAAAUGUUAUUUAGUACAGGAAAUAUGAUCGGAAAUUCGUGGCCAGCUGAUUGGCAGAACUCAUUAGUUCUGUCACCCAAUAUUCAACAAUGCAAGUCGCAAGGUGCAGUUAUGAUACAGAGUUCGAAUCCUUUGACACCACCUGCGAUUGAUCCUACCUAUCUAAGCGUUGACUCAGAUUUUGAUCGGGUGAUAAACGCAAUCUUCCUAGGUCGACAACUUAUGUCACAGCCAAGUUUUGCAAAGUGGAAUUUUCGCGAGGUUUCGCCUGGUCCUACUUAUCAAACUCGUGACGAACUUAUUGAAUGGAUUCGUGGAAAUGCCACUACAGGAUUUCACUACAUUGGUACGUGUAAGAUGGGAACAGAUUCGUUGUCUGUCGUCAAUCCAACGAAUAUGAAAGUUUGGGGCGUGGAACAUUUGAGAAUCAUUGAUGCAUCCGUGGCUCCAUCUUCGUUUUCAGCCAAUACGCAAUCGCUGGUCUAUGCAGUAGCAGCACGAGCAGCUGAUCUUAUUGUUACAGAGUACAAACUGAAACAAAAAUCAGAUCACUAG